This is a messenger RNA of Colletotrichum destructivum, 1143 nucleotides long. RefSeq names its product Putative alpha/beta hydrolase-3. The record is from RefSeq and is a predicted model, not a curated record. Bases 1 to 1143 code for a protein of 380 amino acids. The transcript has 2 exons. Gene Ontology annotation, molecular function: lipase activity. Lineage: Eukaryota; Fungi; Ascomycota; Sordariomycetes; Glomerellales; Glomerellaceae.
AUGACUUCGCCGCAGACCAAACUGGGCCUCUUUGGAGUGCUAGGGCUGAUCUUCCGCCUGCCCUUCGCCUUGGUUAUAUUCCUCUCAAUCCUGUUACGCGGGCUCCCACUCGCCAUCCGACGCGGAAUCUCAAUCAGGCUCUGGCUCUUAAGCGCCCAAUAUCGCCUUGCCCUCGGCUACUUGGAACCCCGUGAGAUGCAAUACCUCGCGGCCCCUGCCCGACAGGUUUAUCCGCAAUGGAUUGCAAAGCAAAGGGCCAAGGUCUCUCGUCUGGGCAACGUCGGUGCCCUCAAUCGAUUGCGGGGAGACGUGGAACCACUCAAAGAAGCGGGCGCCAACAUCAUGUGGCUCGGAGACCGCAGGAAAGCCACAAAAGUCGUGCUCUUCUUCCACGGAGGCGGAUAUGUCGCCCCCGUCGGCUUGGGCCACUUCACCUGGUGCUGGAACUGCUACGUUGACAACGGGCCCGGCGCGAAGGACGAGGUGGCCGUUGCCGUCCUCGAGUAUACUCUCUGCCCCGGUGUCAGGUACCCGACGCAGCUGCGGCAGGCCGUUGCUGCGCUCAACCACCUUCUAAGAUCCGGCAUUGCGCCCGGCGACUUGGUGAUCGGGGGCGACUCGGCCGGUGGCAACCUGGCCUGCCAGGUGCUCAACCACAUCCUUCACCCGCACCCCGAGGUUGAGACCGUCCGCCUCUCGGGCCCGCUGGCCGGCGUGUUCAUGGUCUCACCCUUGCUCACCGUCCGGACGGACACUGCUUCUUUUCGCGACAACCACCGCGUGGACAUGCUCUCGGCCGCCAUCGUCUCCAAGGGAAGUCGAUACAUCUUCCCCGCCGACUUCGCGAAGCAAAAGGUCUCGAACCCGCACCAACCGAUGCCUUUGGACGGUGACCUCGAGUGGUUCGGCGAAAUCCAGGCCGUGAGCAAGUCGAUCUACAUCACCACCGGCGCGCAGGAGGUGUUCCGAGACGAUGUCAGGGCGUUUGCCGAGGCCGUGAGACGACGGAACCCGGACCUUGAUUUCAAGCUGGACGUCGCCGCCAACGAGGUCCACGAUUCCAUAUUGCUUGAGGGGGAGUUCGAUGCAGUAGGGGAUGCUACGAAAAGGAUGAGGCAGUGGGCUUCGAAAUGUCUUGCGUGA